AUGGGUCGGGAGUAUAUUGGCCCUGCCAUGUUGAGACAAAUGCGAGGCAGAGCCGGCAGACAAGGCAAAACACAACUGGGAGAGACGUAUCUGUGUUGUCGGCAAACAGAUUUGGAACAUGUUCUGGAACUCAUGCAUGCAGAGAUACCCAAAGUUUCAAGUUGUCUUAGCACCGAGAAUCGACGCAUUCAGCGAAGAGCACUGUUGGAAGUGAUUUCCAUUCGUCUAGCUACCAGCCGCGAAUCCAUAUCUGACUACUUUUCCAAUUCCCUUCUACAAUGGUCGCAGCCGCCAGACUUUGUCCGCAAAGGGAUCGAAACCGGCCUCGAAGAGCUUCAAAACUUGAGCCUCAUCAUCUCCGACUCCUCAACAGGCUACGCACCCACACAACUGGGAAAGGCUGUCGUUGCAUCAGCCAUCGAUCCAGACGACGGCGUUUUUGUUCACAAAGAGCUUGUCAAAGCGCUGCGAGCAUUUGUCAUGGACGGUGAGAUGCACAUACUCUACGUGUUCACCCCAGUUCAAGAUUUCGGCUCCCCUGUGAACUGGCAGGUAUUCCGGAAUGAAAUGCAGUGUCUGGACGAAAGCUGCAUGCGAGUACUUCAGUUCCUAGGGAUCAAGCCCACUUCGAUUCUUCGUCUUGCUCAGGGUGCCAUCUUGAAGGAGACGACACCUGAAGAAAAACAAAUGGCUCGUGUCUAUCGCCGUUUCUACCUGGCCAUGCAACUACGUGACCUUUGCAACGAGGUUCCUAUCCAGACCGUCGCUCGCAAGUACGACAUGCCCAGGGGCUCGGUGCAGACACUAUCACAGACGUGUCAGGGAUUCGCAGCAGGCAUGGUCAAGUUCUGCGAGCACAUGGGUUGGGGGUACGGCCUCACCUUGUCCCCGCUCCCGAGCUCGACAACUUCGUCCCUGGAUGCUGAUGUGUCAACACAGCCCCGUGGCUGCAGCGUUAGAUCACUUCUCGGACCGUUUAAUGGCGGGGGCGAGAGCCGAGCUCCUCGCACUCUCCAAGGUGCCCUUCAUCAAGAGUCGCACAGCGCACAACCGAAUAAGUUGCGGAUCAAGGGCCAGAAUGAUGAAAUGAUGGAAGAGAAGAUGCUUGCCAAGGCAAAGGUAAUUUCGUCGGCGGCUAAUAGGCUUUGGGGCAUACAAAUGCAGGCUGAAAUGGAAGAAGAGUAG
Messenger RNA from Metarhizium album ARSEF 1941, 1185 nucleotides. Its product is annotated as helicase and polymerase containing protein tebichi. The record is from RefSeq and is a predicted model, not a curated record. The coding region runs from base 1 to 1185 and encodes 394 amino acids. Lineage: Eukaryota; Fungi; Ascomycota; Sordariomycetes; Hypocreales; Clavicipitaceae. The transcript is spliced from 5 exons.